Molecule: messenger RNA, 825 nt
Organism: Papilio machaon (common yellow swallowtail)
Lineage: Eukaryota; Metazoa; Arthropoda; Insecta; Lepidoptera; Papilionidae
Product: odorant receptor 43a
Exons: 6
Coding region: 1-825 (274 amino acids)
Biological process (GO): detection of chemical stimulus involved in sensory perception of smell; sensory perception of smell
Cellular component (GO): plasma membrane
Molecular function (GO): olfactory receptor activity; odorant binding
Source: RefSeq, a predicted model, not a curated record
AUGUUGUACAGUUUAACAAAAAAAUUAGAAGACCCCAAAACACCAUUAUUAGGUCCUAAUUUAAAAGCACUUCGUUUCUUCGGAGUUUUACUUCCUGAUAAGUUAAAUGUUAAGAAUGGUACUGAACUUGGAUUGGCCGUAGUACCUUCAUGGGUUCCAUGGGAUAAGACAAAAUUCUCUGGUUACAUAGCUGCGUCUUUAUUUCAAAGUUAUGCGACUAUUUUUGGUAUCGGUUGGAUAUCAGCGUUUGAUGCUACUGCUAUUGUUAUAGUAGUAUUCUUUAGAGUUGAAAUUGAAGUAUUAAGGAACGAUUGUGGUUAUAUUUUUGGAACAGAGGAAUCCGCUGUUGAUGAAGAAGAAAUAUAUAGACGUAUUAAGACUUGCCAUAGAAGAUACGUUGAUUUAAUCAAAUACACAAGAUUGUACAAUGCAUGUAUGUCUCCACUGAUGUUACUUUACAUGUUUGUAUGUACUAUAAUGCUUUGUGUGACUGCAUAUCAGUUUACUGAAGAGUCUAGUGCUUUAAGAGGUUUGAUGUUAGGCGAGUAUUUAUUAUUUGGUGUAUCACAACUACUGUUUUACUGCUGGCAUAGUAAUGAAGUGAUAUUUGCGAGCAAAGAUUUAAUGCAAGGUCCAUACGAGAGUCGUUGGUGGUCAAGUGAUGUGUCGAGACAGAAGGAGAUCUGUAUGCUAAUUCAUCAGUUUCGAGAGACAAUAGUGUUCACAGCCGGACCCUUCACAGAUCUAACUCUCGCCACUUUUAUUAACAUAAUUAAAGGAGCUUAUAGUUAUUACACUAUACUUAAGCAGUCGAAGAAUCAAUAA